Enterobius vermicularis (human pinworm) is the source of this 2091-nucleotide messenger RNA. The record is from the annotation of a GenBank genome assembly. NCBI's taxonomy places the organism in Eukaryota, Metazoa, Nematoda, Chromadorea, Rhabditida, Oxyuridae.
AUGACGAUAAGUCCUUCUAAAUAUAUUUUCAUCACUGUUUUUUUGCUUGCUUUUGAAGGUGCUCGUAAAAUUAGUAUACAAAAACCGGAAGAACCUUUGGAACCAGAAGAAAAGAAACCUCGUAUAAGGCGCGGUUUAUACAAUAUGAAUAUCCAUCAGGGGAGUAACAUCGAGAUGCAGGUGUGUACAUCUGGUUGGCCUACGCCCACUGUGAAAUGGUUCAAAGACGGUGCCGAACUCCUACCAGACGAUCAUCGCCUUAUAUGGACAGAUGAACGUGGCAUUCACCGUUGUAUCAUUCUAAACAGUUCACCGGAUGAUGAGGGAGAAUACAGUUUAGAGGCAACCAACAAACUUGGAACUGCCAAAACAGAAGGCCUAAUAACAAUAAUAAAACCACGUGAAGCUGAAGGCUACUUGGGUGACUCUCGAGGUGGCAUACCGUAUCCUCCUGGAUUUAUAAGGCAACUGAAGAAUAAGCACGUCUUCUCGCAUAUGCCAACAAUAUUCGACUGUCUCAUCGUUGGGCAUCCACCUCCAGAGGUUGAAUGGUAUCAUAAUGGACAAAGAAUUAUUCCGGGUGGAAGAGUGAAGAUUCAGUCUUGUGGUGGCGGUUCUCAUGCAAUUAUUAUUCUGGAUACUCUUCCGGAAGAUGCCGGUGAAUAUGUUUGUAUAGCCCGAAACUCUCACGGUACAGCAUCAAGCAGUGCUGUUCUGGACGUAACAGUUCCUCAUCUCGAUGAAAUCAAGUUUAAUGGUGCAGCUGAUGUCACUCCCUAUCUGACUGAGGAAUAUGGAUUUAGAAAAAUUAAUUUUGCAAGUUUCCCAACACCACCAGAUCGUGGUCCAUUCAUCAAGGAGGUAACUGGUCAUUACUUGACCCUUUCAUGGAUUCCAACCAAAAGAGCACCUCCACGCUAUCCACAAGUUACUUAUGUAAUUGAGAUAAGAGAACUGCCAGAAAAAGAAUGGACAUUGUUGGAUUACAACAUUCCGGAACCAGUUUGCAAAGUACGUAAUUUGGAAUUAGGUAAAAGCUAUCAGUUCCGAGUUCGUGCAGAAAACAUUUAUGGUAUCAGUGAUCCUUCGCCAGCUUCGCCUCCGUCGAGGCUAAUGGCUCCUCCUCAACCUGUUUUGGACAAGAACAAACGAGUCAUACCACUCUUAGAUCCUUAUGCCGAAAAAGCUUUAGAUCAAGCAUAUGCUGAACAAUACGCUUGUGCUCCGUGGUUUGCACCAGGAGUUGUGGAAAAGAGGUAUUGUGCUGAAAAUGACACUUUGACAAUAACACUUCACGUUUCUGGUUAUCCUGAUCCUAAAAUUACGUGGAAAUUCCGUGGAUGGGACUUGGAUACCACCAGUCCUCUAUCGAAGACUCGUGUUGUUACUUAUGGCGGUACGGAAACAACUCUAACGGUGUCUGGAUUUGAUAAAGAUAAUGCUGGUCAGUACCAAUGUGUUGCCGUCAAUCAAUACGGUGAAGCUCAGCAGAAUGUCUUUGUCGAUCUUGCGGUACGGCCGAGUUUCCUUCAACCUCUAGAAAACAAAAUUGCUUCUAGCGCGCAACGUUUACGAUUAGAUGUACGGGUAGAUGGAAAUCCGUUUCCUGAACUAAAAUGGAUGAAGGAGUGGCGGCCAAUAGUAGAAUCCUCUCGAGUACACUUUGUCCAAGAUGGUCCAUUCCUGUGCUCACUUAUUAUUGAAGAUCCAAUGUGGCGAGAUUGCGGAAUCUAUUCAGUAACUGCUACAAAUGAAGCUGGAACUGCAACUACUUCAUGUUCGGUCACCGUUGAAGCUGAAGGCGACUACAAUGAUGUUCAACUGCCGAAAAAACCGAUUAAUCUGGAAAUGAAAAAAGUUCGAGACCUAUAUGAAAUUGAUAAGAAGGACGAGAAGGUAGCAGCUUCAGGAGCACCAUUUCAUGUAACUGAACGUGCAACAGGCAAAUGCUUUUUGGCACAGCUACGUCCAGUAGAUGACAGUCUUUCACGAAACAUCGACAUCUACAACACGAUAAAUCAUCCAAACAUUGUACAGUUACGUCAAAUCGUUGCCGACCAAGGGAUUGCAGUUGUCGUCUAUCAAAAGUAA